AUGGGUUUCUCCAGAGAACACCUUCUUGCGCGGUUAAAGGAGCUUCAAAUUCCAUUUUCCCAGUACAAACAUCCAGUUGUUUUGACAGUUGACGCUCAGGCUCAAUAUGUUGGACAUUUGGGGGGUGGGCUCAGUAAGAAUUUAUUUCUCAAGGAUAAGAAAAACAGGUUGUAUGUUGUUUCUGCUUUAGCUGCUACCAAAGUAGAUCUUAAAGUAUUAUCUCAGCGGCUUGGUUUGGGAAAAGGGGGUCUCAGAAUGGCACCUGAGGAGGCUCUAGGUGAAGUACUUCAGGUACCCUUGGGUUGUGUCACUCCAUUUGCACUAGUGAACGAAUCAGCACGAGAUGUGUCACUACUAUUGGAUCAAGGGUUCAAGACUCAGGAGCAUUGCUUCUUCCAUCCACUGUCAAAUGAUAUGUCUAUAUCUCUUAAAGCAUGCGAUCUUGACAAGUUUCUUAAAUCAAUUGGAAGAAAUCCCUCAUACGUUGAUUUGGAGGCCAAUCCUACUGUGGGGAAAGAUCAACCCCCUGAUCUAGCUGCACUAGUUCCAUCUGGUUCAAUAGUUUUACCCGAUCAACCACAAAAGCAAUCUUCUUUGCAGGUUCCUACGGAUGCAAAUCAUGUUUCAGUGGAUAAUGGAACAAGUACAGUUUCAGCCAAAGUUGUCAAGCCCUCUGGUGGGAAAACUACAAAAGGACCGGUAAAAAAUGUUAAUUCAUCAGGCUCCUUUGCAGAUGUUGGUCAAUUUGUUGAAGAGAUAUUGCAAAAAACAUCACAGUUAUUGCUUUCAGAGGUCAAGGAAGAAAAUAUGAAGUUACACGGGGAGCAGCUGGGUACUGUGGUAUCUAACAAAUUGCAGAAGAACCUUAGUUCAGAGUUUAAGAACCUUGCUAUGAUAUUCAAGAACACAGCAUAUACAGAAGGGUUCCAUGCUGGUACUCACUAUCGGCCCCCGCUCAUGUGA
Messenger RNA from Sphenostylis stenocarpa, 963 nucleotides. Lineage: Eukaryota; Viridiplantae; Streptophyta; Magnoliopsida; Fabales; Fabaceae. The record is from the annotation of a GenBank genome assembly.